Molecule: messenger RNA, 2350 nt
Organism: Lytechinus variegatus (green sea urchin)
Lineage: Eukaryota; Metazoa; Echinodermata; Echinoidea; Temnopleuroida; Toxopneustidae
Product: alpha-(1,3)-fucosyltransferase 7-like
Exons: 1
Coding region: 513-1775 (420 amino acids)
Cellular component (GO): membrane
Molecular function (GO): alpha-(1->3)-fucosyltransferase activity
Source: RefSeq, a predicted model, not a curated record
UGCUAUUGAUCAUUGUCACUCAUGGGUUGUAAUGGCCCCCUACAUCGCUUGCGAUAUCAUAGAGAAGGAUGUAUAUUAUUUCAUAAUUGUGAUACAAUCAACCCCGGCCAUCAACAUCACAGCACGUGUGCGGAGUAUAUAACAAAACGAUAUUUCUCUCCGUUGCGGAUCAGUGGUGGUGAGCGUUGAGACGCCACUGUUGGUUGUGUGUAACACACAUUCGUGUGGUUAACGAAUAUACUGCAGUGAAACCAUAGAGAUAUAUACCAAGUGAAAGCAUAAUAGUAAUGGCUUCCCGGCGAUACUCUUCAUAUCUACAGUUGAUGCCAAUCAUGCCAUCAUUCAGUGUGGUCGACGAACUGGAUUAUUCUAUACAUAUCCCAGAUACAUUUAAUUCAGAAUGGCCGUUGAAUAACACGCAGUAGUCGGCUCUUCAAAUAUGUGAACGUAAUUAUGUGGGUUCAUUUUAGAAUAAUCUAUGGUGAUUGUACCUUCUUCAUUAGCAACGAGUCAUGGAGAUAAAGAAGGCACUGAUCGUUGGAUUAUCAUUAACUCUUACAUUGGUUAUAUGCCUUUAUCUUGCUUUCGCCGAGAAUCGUCAGUAUAUCCGACAUGUUUCAUCAAUUAUGCCAAACUUCAACAUUGUGAGGAAAGCCUUUCGCAUAGAAAGCAAGCCACUUAAAAAUGGAGGCGAGGGUUCUUUACUAAUGAAAGGGGCAACAGGGAAUUUGAGCCACAGUCAGAGUGAGACUGCUUGUUAUCGUCAAGUACAGGUGUGGGACGGCAGCAAACUAGCCCAAACACCGAGAAAAUCUCAAUGUCCUGGCCUCAAAUGUGGAAUAAGCUUUGUCAAGGAUAGAAGUUACGUGACUAUGAUGAAGAGCGAUGCCGUAGUUUUCUUUCAUUUAUCUCGAUGGAGUUGGGCAGAAGUGCUCAAUAGACGGCCAUUGAAUCAAGCCUGGGUUUUCUAUUCCUUGGAGAGUCCUCCAUUGACUGGUAGAAAUGCAUUGCCACCAAGAAUACUAGACCAUAUUUUCAACUAUACGAUGUCAUACAGGCCGUCUUCAACGAUUCCCUCUCCUUAUGGUAUAUAUGACGAUACCCUGCCACAAAUACCUCAGGACCAAAAUAAAAAUUGGGCCGAAGGGAAAACUAGAUUAGUGGCCUGGGCUUCAUCCAAAUGCUUUGGACACGGUGGGAUCCAGUCUUGGAGGAGAAGAAACUUUGUAAAGACACUUUCAAAGCACGUAAGUGUCGAUAUGUAUGGCCAAUGUGGGGACCAAGUUUGCCCGAGAUAUUCACAGGGGUGCUGGACCCAAAUCAAAGCUCACAAGUUUUAUCUGGCAUUGGAGAACAACGAAUGCCGAGAAUACAUCACGGAGAAGUUCUGGGUAAACGCCCUCCGUAACGACAUCGUACCCAUCGUCUACGGACCCCCGAGGGAAGAUUACGAGCGAGUUGCGCCACCAAAUUCGUUUAUACAUCUCCAGGACUUCAGGAAUAUGAGUGAACUUGUGGAUUAUAUUAAUCUUCUUGAUGCUAAUGAUACCUUGUACAAUCAGUAUUUUGAAUGGAAGAAACGGGGCUCAGUAAAGUUUGUUGGAGAAUACAAAAUCUUGCAAGCGCAGUUCAUGUGUAAAGUGGUCUCUAAAUUGUUGGAUGACGAAAAUACGUUAAAUGGUAAUUACCAUGCACCAAGAGAUGCGAAUCCUUCAAUACAUGACUAUUGGUCAACUUCAUGUCCCAAACCAAAAGGAUUUCCUCAUGAUUUCUAGAAAGAUGUCAAUACUAAAGUUAUUUUUUUCUUCUACAACUAUAUAUACAAAUGAUUGGUAAUAGAAAUACAAAAAAUUAUAAUUCUGUCCCGAGUAUCAUUAACGUAGUAUACAACACUGAAAUUGAGUUUAAAUCAAUUGAAUUUGACAACAAUCAGUUGGAUCAAUUUUGUUGUUGUUUAUUAUUCAAAAUAAUCAAACAUUGAUAUGUAUGGAGGCUGCAUAUAUAAAUCAGUGGGGGUAUCCAAACCGGAGUAUGAGAAAAAACGUGAAGGAGAUGGGAAAAUCUGCAUAAUCGACUUUCAAAGAAACCUCGCAUACAACUGAUCGAAGUUUCUCUUUUUACAGGGCUUUAAUUAUUGUCAACACCCUCUUCACGGAUUUAUCUAAUUUUUAUACUUCUUAUGUUUAAACUGUCUUUGUUUGUUUGUUUUAUUUCCGUAUAUAAAAUACAAAGUACAUAUACAAAUUCCUAUAACAUCAAAUGAUAAGGUCAAGGAAGAAAGUAUGGUUUUGCCAGUUAACUUGCAAAAAAGGCUAUGAUUACCGUAAUGUACAGGUAGUUGACCAUCAAA